Messenger RNA from Myripristis murdjan (pinecone soldierfish), 2160 nucleotides. RefSeq names its product Fc receptor-like protein 5. Gene Ontology annotation, molecular function: transmembrane signaling receptor activity. Gene Ontology annotation, biological process: immune response; cell surface receptor signaling pathway. The transcript has 10 exons. NCBI's taxonomy places the organism in Eukaryota, Metazoa, Chordata, Actinopteri, Holocentriformes, Holocentridae. Gene Ontology annotation, cellular component: external side of plasma membrane. The coding region runs from base 16 to 1005 and encodes 329 amino acids. The record is from RefSeq and is a predicted model, not a curated record.
CAGCAGCAAGACAGCAUGGAGAUUACAGCUCUCUGCCUCACACUGGUGAUGAAUGCAUUGAUGCUGCUGGUUGUACAAGUUCAACGUGGAUAUUAUGCUCAGAAAAGCGAUGCAGCUCUUCUUCAAGUUGAUCCAGACAGUCUGCAGCACUUUGAGUACAAGUCUUUCUCUAUUAUUUGUGAGGGGCCUGAUGGCUCGUAUGGGUGGAGAGUGUUGAGGAGGAUCAAUGAGAAAACUGAAACAUGUCCCACUAACUCCGAAUGGCGAAACAGGUGCUCCUGCACUAUUAAAACUACCUAUGUGUCAGACAGUGGAAAAUACUGGUGUGAGAAUGAAGAGGGAGAGAGAAGCAACACUGUCAACAUCGCUGUCACUGCUGGCUCUUUGAUCCUGGAGAGUCCUAUACUUCCUGUGAUGGAGGGAAGUGAUGUCACUCUGCACUGUAAAACCAAGAUCACUUCCUCCAACCUCACAGCUUAUUUCUAUAAAGAUGGCUUCCUCUUCGGGAAUAGCUCCACAGGAAAGAUGACCAUCCACAGUGUUUCUGAUUCUGAUGAGGGUCUCUACAAGUGCAGCAUCUCUGACUCUGGAGAUUCACCAGAGAGCUGGCUGGCUGUCAGAGCCCUUCAAAAAGACAGUCAUCCUUCCCUGUGGGUUAUUGUCACCAUUGUAUUGGUGGGUCUGCUGUUGGCAGUGGGACUGCUUCACUUGAUCAAAAAAAGAGUCCAGCUUUCCUCGCAGAAGCAAACACCACAAUCAGGCUCAGGUGAAGGAGCUCAAACAGAAGAGGAACGUCAACCAUUCUCCAGAGAGGACAGUGAAGUUCACCCACACAUGGAGAUGUAUGCUGUUGUAAGAAAACACAGGAAGCACAGAGAUGGAAAUCAGCCUCUUUACUACAGCUUGAGCCUGGAACCAGGAUCAUUCUCAGCAACAGGGAUUCCCUCAGUGUCGACCAACCAACAUUUUGUGAAUGAGGAUGACUUCUAUUCAAUGGUUCAGUAGGAAGGAAGAGAGAGCAGACUGAAGCAGAAUGGAGGGACUUUGUUCAUGUUGUGUGUGCACGGACGCAAUUUGGAAAAAAAAAAUCACCUUCAGCGCUGCUACCAUAACUGACUGACUUUUUUUGUACAUUUUUGUACUGUUACUGAACCUGCAGCCAUUACAAAGGAGGGAAAAAAACCUCUGAGGCAGAAACUGGCCGAUCAUGUUACAUCUGCAUAACACCUGUGCAAACGUGAAAGAAAUAUUAUUGUAUAUUAAUAAUAUGAUUGCUUGAUUGCUGUCACUAGCCUUGCUAACUAGUUUGAUAGCUAAUAGCAAAAGAAACAUCAGUGUUGUCAGCUUUUUAGUAUAUAAAAAACGAAAAACUGUAACAUUUUAAGAAAGUUCACUGUUGUACACCAUACCAUCUGUAACAUCUGCAUUUAUUAAAAAAAAAAACAAAAAAAAAAAAACAAAUAUAAAGCCUUCAGCUGAUGAUCCACAUAAGCUGAGUGUGGAUGAGUGAUACAGUUUCAAACACUGUAAGAGUGUGAGCUGCAGUGUUGUCUGUAUUCCCAAUGUGUUUUGUACAUUUAUACUUAAAAUCACUCAUGAGGACAGUAAACAUUAUGUACACUAACGGUUAAUGACAGUGCACCUCCCCGAAAUGGAAACUAUUUCAACCAGAAAUGAAAGUACACGGAUAUUUCACAAUGUCUCACAUCUUCAGGCUUGAGAAAUAAUUCUCAGAUUCAGGAUCUACUUUUUUAACCGCAUGCUUUGUUCUAGGUUUUUAAAGGGGAACAUGCAAACCACCCGGCGCUCUCUUCUACGCCUCUGUUUCUGUUCUAGAGGACGCUGUUGAGAACAGCACAAGCAGUGUUUCCCUGAAAAACUCACUAUGUGGUUAAUAGCAAAGCCAAAGCUGGCCUUGAAACGGUCCUAACACGGUUGCAUUAUGUGCUGUUAUGAUCGGUUGUUGUCAUGGUGUCAAACCCCUCAGGUUUCUCUGUGGUCAGGAGGAGCUCACAGCAGCUACAUGGCUGCAUGAACGCUUUCGGAAAUACAGCAACAUCAACUAAAUUAAGUCAAGUCUUGAUGCAGAGCACCAGAGAUGUAACUCAAGUUUCUCUAUGAGUUUAUCCAAUAAUCUUUUGUUUUUGUUUUUUUUUUUUA